UGCCGGUGAAAUAGCCACAGACUUAUUUGUUUACUACACCAUCGAUGGUUACACGAAGGAGAAUAGUAGCAUUUGCCGUAUGAAACCAAAUGCUCCUUCACACUUAAGUGUUUUUAUUAAAAAAAAACCCUGUUUGUAAAGCUGAAUAUGUAUGCAAUGAAGUUAAUUAGAUGUUGUUGUAAUGACCUUAAAAGAUUUGCCCUUGUUUCUGAUCAUUCGAGGAAAAAUGUUUUUAGAUCCAUUAGUGUCUCGGCUUCAAAUUAUUUAAAAGAAAUUCAUAGGGCUGAAACUGAAAAUCAGAUUGUCGUUGAAGGAGUGAAAAUUAAAUCUGACAGAGAAGGACGUGUUAUCAAUAAUGCUUCACUACAAGGUUGUCCUUUAUGUAAAUUGGGAUUAAAAAACUUAAGGCACACAGAUAUUUUGAUACUUAGCCAGUUUAUUAAUUCUGACGGUUCGAUAAUAAACCAAAAUGUAACGGGACUUUGUAAUAAGCAGCACUUUAGAGUUGUGAGAGCAGUAGGCUUGGCUCAAAAAGCAGGUCUCAUCCCAAAAAAGCCUGGAACACCUAUGUUUGGAGAUUGGGAAAAGUACAAUACAUAUUUCAAGAAAUUUUAGAGUGUUAAAAAGAUGAAUAAAUAGUCGUUUUACUGGUUGUCUAACAA
Uloborus diversus is the source of this 662-nucleotide messenger RNA. It is a transcript of the gene mRpS18A, whose product is annotated as 39S ribosomal protein S18a, mitochondrial-like. Gene Ontology annotation, molecular function: small ribosomal subunit rRNA binding; structural constituent of ribosome. Gene Ontology annotation, cellular component: mitochondrial small ribosomal subunit; ribosome. NCBI's taxonomy places the organism in Eukaryota, Metazoa, Arthropoda, Arachnida, Araneae, Uloboridae. Gene Ontology annotation, biological process: mitochondrial translation. The record is from RefSeq and is a predicted model, not a curated record. The coding region runs from base 148 to 615 and encodes 155 amino acids. The transcript is spliced from 4 exons.